Molecule: messenger RNA, 941 nt
Organism: Saccoglossus kowalevskii
Lineage: Eukaryota; Metazoa; Hemichordata; Enteropneusta; Harrimaniidae
Product: carbonyl reductase [NADPH] 1-like
Molecular function (GO): carbonyl reductase (NADPH) activity
Source: RefSeq, a predicted model, not a curated record
CGAGAACUAUCACAUCGUGUAUGGAAAGAACCUGUCAACGUGUGCACGUAACCUGUGACCUGGUUAUGCCCUAUCCUUGAGCGUGAGUGAUGUCAACAAGAGUUGCCGUGGUCACAGGGGCCAAUAAAGGAAUCGGACUUGCUAUGGUGAGGGCGCUGUGCAAGCAAUUUGAUGGUGAUGUGUAUCUCACAGCAAGGAAUGAAGAAAGAGGAAAAAAAGCUGUAGAGGAUUUAGAAAAAGAAGGUUUGCAUCCUAAAUUCCUCCAGUUGGAUAUCACAAGCCAAGAAAGUAUUGAAGUUAUCAAGAAGACAUUGGUAGAACAUUAUGGUGCAUUGGAUGUCUUAAUCAAUAAUGCGGGAAUACACUACUCCCAGGCAAACGAUCCCACACCGAUUGGUAUUCAAGCGCAUAAUACAAUCACGACCAAUUUUACAGGUACCCGAAAUAUUUGUCAAGAAUUGUUUCCAAUCCUCAGACCACAAUCCAGGGUUGUUCACAUCUCAAGUGAAGUAUGUGAAUUAUCAUUUAAAGGAAUGAGUAAAGACCUGCAGAUGAAACUCACAUCACCAGCUCUAACGGAACAUGAAUUGGCGAAAAUAAUGGAAAACUUUGUACAUACUGUGGAACAGGACAUCUAUAAAGCAGCCGGUUAUCCCAGUCCAGUCACCUCAGGCUUCUAUUUCUCACAAGCAUAUGGGGUCUCUAAAAUAGGUGUUAGUUUAUUGGCUGAACUGCAGGCGAAGUGCAUAAUGAAAAAAGGAAUCCUUAUAAAUUCUUGUUGUCCUGGUUGGACGAGAACUGAUUUGGGAGGCAACAGAGCACCUCAGUCACCAGACGAAGCAACAGAGACACCGAUGUAUUUGGCUUUAUUGCCGCCAAAGAGUGAUGGGCCCCAUGGGAAGAUGUUUAGGAACAAGACAAUAUACAACUGGCACUCGUAA